UUCACACACGAUAUUUCUACCUGUCCUGUCCGUGUGACAACUGUAACUAUUAAUAAAGAGAUUCAGGGGAUAGCUUUGUAUAAUUCAAAGGCCACACCAAUCAAUACACUGUGUGCGGGUUAUGAACCAUCAUUUGCAACAAUUGAAAUCUGCGAAGUAAAAGUGAUGGGUUGUCCAUCUAAACAUUAUGGAGAAAACUGCAAUCUCUGUAACCCUAAAUGUCGUGAUACAGUUUGCGAUGCUUUUAAUGGUUCCUGUAUCUAUGGAUGCAGGGACAAUGUCAUUGAAUCACCGUAUUGUUCAGAAUGCAAAGACGGCUAUUAUGGACCAGACUGUACACAGAAUUGUAGCUAUUGUAAAACUGGUACACUUUGUAACAAAACAAGUGGAAUAUGCCCAAAUGGUUGUCAGGAUAAGUGGGGUGACCCAAGGUGCACAG
Saccostrea cuccullata (small rock oyster) is the source of this 439-nucleotide messenger RNA. Its product is annotated as cell death abnormality protein 1-like. The transcript has 3 exons. The record is from RefSeq and is a predicted model, not a curated record. NCBI's taxonomy places the organism in Eukaryota, Metazoa, Mollusca, Bivalvia, Ostreida, Ostreidae. The annotation marks the transcript as partial.